GCCGCCAGCUGACCAUCUUCAACAGCCAGACGACGGUGCACGUCGGCGGAGGCGAAAAGGGCGCGCCCAUGUUCCAGGGGCAGCUGUCCGGCCUUUACUACAACGGCCUCCGCAUCCUCAACAUGGCCGCCGAGGGCCACCCGCACAUCAGAGUGGAGGGCAGCGCCCGGCUGGUCGGCGACAUGCCGUCCUCCUCCAUCACCCCGCAGUCCGGCGCCGCGACCGGAGGCAACCGCUCCGACUCCGCCCCCUCCAUCAGCGACAUCACGACCACCACGGCCACGAACAGGAAGCAGGGCGGGACGCCGCAGUCGGCGGACGACCUGCUGGUGGCGUCGGCUGAGUGUCCGAGCGACGAUGAAGACAUCGACCCCUGUGACCUUAGCUCAGCCGGCCCUCCUCUGCCAGAAGUCAAGGUGUUCCCGGGCCCGUCCGAGGUGGUGCGGGAGAGCAGCAGCACCACGGGCAUGGUGGUGGGCAUCGUGGCGGCCGCCGCCCUCUGCAUCCUCAUCCUCCUCUACGCCAUGUACAAGUACCGCAACCGCGACGAGGGCUCGUACCACGUGGACGAGAGCCGCAACUACAUCAGCAACUCGGCCACGCAGCCCAACGGCAGCGCCAAGGACAAGCCGCUGGGCAUCGCCAAGAUCUCUAAGAACAAAAAGAACAAAGACAAGGAGUAUUAUGUCUGAGGUGGAAUGUCCCAGAGACACAGACACUUACACCUUUAUAUAUAAUGGUAUCUGUACAUAAAUAGAUAUAUUCUCCAAGAAAAAAAGAAAAAAAAGUCAUAGACAUGGACAAAGACUUGAUGAUUUUAAUGUUUACUCCCCAGUAAUCAAACCUGCACACAUGCUGGCAAGCACAAACAUACACAAACAAGCCCAUACACGCACACAUUUAAACACACACAUCCAGACACGCCUGAGGGCCCUGGCCCUUACUGUGUACAGUAUUUACCAAUGAGCAGAGCCUCUCUCAGAGGCUUGUUUUAUGAACAUAAACACCAUUCCAAAUGAGUUAGAAAGCACCAGUUCAUCUCCCAGCUACAAACCAUUUUUGAGGCCAGACGAGACACGUGUCUGCCACAGCCGGACCUCUGGACUGAGCGAGGUUGAGGAGGACUUUUAAGUGAAGCACACGGCAGGCUGAGUGGGCUGAGUGAGAGGCAGCACACAAGAACAAAGAUGAUGUAAAAGCACUAAGUGUCUCUUCCAAGCUUCUUGGCCUUCCUCCCUGUUAGCAGAUGGGACUCGACAAAGCACAGAGGACRCCGAGGAGACAAGCACAUCGACGGUUCAAGCCUAGCCCCGAGGAACAGGACAGGAAUUCAUUGUGUAGCCGUGGAGAGGCGGUGAGUUACGAGUGAAACAGGCAGAGGCAGGGCUGGUGCCCAUUAAUGUAACAGAUGAGCUGUGGUCGUUACGCCGCAGAGCUGAUGUUUUUAACGGGGCCCUGUAAAUCACAGAGGUGGAAUCAGGGGAAACGGMGAGGUGUUUUUCCUGAACGGGAUACUUGAGACUUCAGAUGCUACCUACAGACGCCGGUCGCGCACGACUGCAGUGUCUCCCACACAAACAUACACAAAACACACGCAGAGUUAAAGUUGAAAGACCCACAAUCUCUUUGAAUCGUGACUGACUCUGAAGACGGAGGUGAAAAGGAUCACUAUGAUAAUUGUUAUGACAACGAUAACGAUGAAUAACCUUCGGGCAGUACAGACUYUAGGGAAGGGAGGGAGGGGGGAAUCUUAUUGCACGUGAAUUAUCUUACUCCGUGUGAUUUAUACUGCGUUAAAAAGAAGAAAAAGAAAAAAAAGAAGAAAAAAAACUCCAGAUAACACCGCCAUCGUUAACUUUUUGGAUUGAAGUAAACACACAGACACACAUAAACAUGCUCCGAAAGUCUUGUUUUACUCAGUUUUAUUUAAUUUUGUUUUAAGCGACGGUUUUUGACGAUGAUUCAGAAUCAACUCUCCGUUCGAAUCUUUAAAGUGUGACCAUCUCGAGUGUGCUGCAUGCCUGAGUCUCUCUGAGCUGUGCUGUGGAGUGGUGGUGUGUCCAGGUUUUUAUUUUUUAUUUUUUAUUUUAUUUUAUUUUUUUGUUUUUCCUCCCAUGCGGGAGGGGGAGGGGAGUGUAGCAGGUCGCAGUGUAACACCUGGAUAUGUGUGCCUAAUCACAGGUGAAGUCCUGCUUUCUAUUUUGAUGUCCUGUAGGCCACGCCCACCAGUACCUGCUCUAACCAACCACCUUUUAUAAAAAAAGAAACAGCAGAGGAAAAGAAAGGAAAGUAAAUGUUACCGUGUGUUGCUAAUAGAUAGAAAAGCCCAUUUCUUGAUGCCAUAUCAGMUACACUUGAGUUGCUUUACCUUUGUUCUCUCUUUGCCUCCAUUCUGCCGAUCAGCUCAUCGAUCAACACCCCCGAUGUCCCGGGAGGGAUUUCUUGUUCGGCCUAAUCCUUUCUUUCGAAGUGUGUGAGCGCUCUACAGCUCAUGAACUGUAGCCCCCAACCCGCCUCCCCCCAGCCCCAUGAACUAAUACAUAACACAAACAGUGCCAUGAGUCGAGCAAAGCCCCUCCAGUUCUUCCAACAACGUAACUAACCAGGCGGAUGCAUGCAAACAUGGACCAGGGCAAGGAGGAACAUAAAACUGACUGUGAGACCUGUGAGAUUUCCCGUGUGUCGUCAAAAUUAACAUGUUCCCAUUAUUCUAUCAUCCCCAACUGGCCUUUUGGACCUCCUUUACCUGCCCCCUUUUUUCUCUUCUUGUUCAGUACGUCCCCUCUCUCUGGAUUCAUCCAUGUUUCUGACUUUCUUUCCACCACCCACCCCACCCUUACCAUCUCUGUUGUGUUAAAGCAAAGGAGGCGUCUCAACCGACGGGAUUCCACGUUUAGGUGUUUCAUUGACCAUGUUUAUUUUCUAUAUGUACAAUUUUUCUACAGUAUUUUACUUUUAUUUUUAUUGUUACGGUUCUUUGAUGAACAUAAAGUGGAAAUUUAUUAUAAAAAAAUAGUUUUGAAGAUUAAUGAGUAAAUAAAAUAUUACCCAAGUGA
This is a messenger RNA of Austrofundulus limnaeus, 3056 nucleotides long. RefSeq names its product neurexin-1a. NCBI's taxonomy places the organism in Eukaryota, Metazoa, Chordata, Actinopteri, Cyprinodontiformes, Rivulidae. The record is from RefSeq and is a predicted model, not a curated record.